AUGGGGACCACAACCAAAUUAACCAGGGAUGAAAAUGGUGUCAAAGUUGAUCCUACACUAUAUAGAAGUAUGAUUGGUAGUCUUCUAUAUCUUCCAGCUAGUCGUCCUGACAUAUGCUAUAUUGUUGGAGUCUGUGUUAAGUAUCAAGGGAAUCUUAUGGAAUCUCAUGUAGUGGCUGUGAAAAGAAUUAUUCAUUAUGUACAUGGGACUGUUGAUUAUGGUAUUUGGUAUUCUAAUGACACUAAUUCUAACCUCGUGUGCUUUAGUGAUGCUAAUUGGGUAGGUAAUGCAGAUGACAGAAAAAGCACAAGUAGUGGAUGCUUCUACCUAGGCAACAAUCUUGUUUCAUGGCAUAGCAAAAAGUAG
Molecule: messenger RNA, 366 nt
Organism: Humulus lupulus (European hop)
Lineage: Eukaryota; Viridiplantae; Streptophyta; Magnoliopsida; Rosales; Cannabaceae
Exons: 1
Coding region: 1-366 (121 amino acids)
Source: RefSeq, a predicted model, not a curated record